AGUGUGAUGUCGCGGUUUGAUGACGCACAGAAUCUCGGUGACCGUGAGUGACAUGUUGAAAGGAAGGAAAGCGUGGUGACAAAAAUGAUGAAUUUAGCCGCUUUAGUGCAUAGUCUCAGAUAUUCUUUGCUACACAUUGAAAGAAGACUUCUGCAGGCAGCGGGACUGGACAGACAGCUGGCUCCAGCACUGGCAGUGAAUGGCCCCAGCCUCCUUCCUCAGCUCGACAAGGAGGAUGAGCUGGAAGAGCAGCAGAGCCCACAGCAGCCCCCUGGCCUCCUAGGCAGCAUCUUGUGGAUGGCAGCACCCAAGAAGAGACGUACUAUAGAGGUCAACCGCACCAGGAGGAGGGCUGACAACAAGCUGCUAAAAGUGAAGAACAACAUUGAGCCGUGUCUGGAGUGUGGCCACUUGAAGCAGAAACAUAGCUUGUGUGGCUUCUGUUAUGCUAAGGUGUGCAAGGAGACAGCUCUGAUUCGGCAACAGAUAGAAGAAAUGGAAGGCGGCCCACUGAGGGCCCCGACUGUGGAGACUGUUGUCCUGUAUGAGGGUGAGACGCCAAGCCAGCAGGACAAAGACAGGCGGAUUGUGGAGCGGGCCAGGAAGAGGCCUGCCUGGUUCAGCUAAUGAUGCUGAGAUAUUAAUGAAAUAUACCCUCAGACCAGCACAGAUCUGGUUGGAUACAGACUGAUGCUUUAGUUGAUAUAGUAAACAUUUUGUCCAGUCUGUCAUUCUGUAAGUGAAAGAGGUUCGUGAAUCAGUUUUGUUUCUACAAACAAAUCCCAUGAAAGUAUUGUUUGGUCAGCACUGAUACCAGGAGUCUUGCUAAAUACUGGCACUUCAGACAUCCAUUUUCCCGUAUCUCUGUGAGCAUGCUGUACUAUAACAACAAGGUGUGGUUGGAAAAAGUUCAAAGAUUUUGGCGUUUUUGGCAUCGAACAUCUUGGUUUAGUUUUAGUCAUUGUUCGAACUUUUUUUUUUUUUCAGAACAAGUUUGACACAUUUUCAACUGAAAGAAUUCAAUAUGUGGUACUUGAAUAUUUGAAUAAAUAAAACUCUGCUCCAGUGCUAUUAGCAUGAUACAGGAGGAUUACGAGUGUUAGCCUGCACCUUUUAUUAAGACUACAAGUUUUGUCACCCUCUGAUUAAUCCUGAGUGGUUUAAUUCCAACCGUAAAAUGGAUGAAAUUUGGAUGGAAGAUGGACACAAUCUAUUUAUUGGCGAGUGGUUUCAUCUCAGAACGUCAAAGAUGGAGAAGCAACAUGGAAUCAGAUUUCUUAAGGUUUCACUUCUUUUAAUCUAAAAACUGUAAUUGAUAGAUAACAAGUGAUGACUGUUUGUAAAUGAAUACUAGAAUCACUGUAAUAUCCCUGCUCAUAUUAAAUAACACAUUAAUUGCCUACUCUUAUGUUGCUGGAACAGACUCCUUGCAUACCUUCCAUUGCCUCAGUCACGCCAUCGUACGCCCUCUGAUUCAAUUUCACCCCCACAGUUUGAUGAAGGUGGGUGUUGCCAGUGUCCCCAUGACAGCACAAGUAACCAGAGUUUAAAGUGAUAUUCCAUCAAGGAGCUUCAAAUACUCACAAAGCACUGAAGUAGCAAACAAUUCACUGAUGGAGGUCCAACUGUUGUCUGCAGACAGUAAUGAUACACAACAGAAAUGUAAUGUAGAAAACAGUUUCUGCCAUCACAUGAGUUUUUUCAGUUUCAGAGGUCUGGAAAGCUUUCUAUUGCACAAUGCCACAGCUCAAAUCCUGCUAUGUUUAUCUGUGCCAGUAAACAUUAAGUGUAAAUCCAGCAAGGUCUUUUAAUUGCGUCUCAAUCUUUUUUCGCAGCCAUCCAUCGUAAAUGAAAUAAAAUGAUACCAGAAGAACA
Messenger RNA from Scatophagus argus, 1875 nucleotides. RefSeq names its product mitochondrial ribosomal protein L32 (gene mrpl32). Gene Ontology annotation, biological process: translation. Gene Ontology annotation, molecular function: structural constituent of ribosome. Lineage: Eukaryota; Metazoa; Chordata; Actinopteri; Scatophagidae. Gene Ontology annotation, cellular component: mitochondrial large ribosomal subunit. The transcript is spliced from 3 exons. The record is from RefSeq and is a predicted model, not a curated record. Bases 85 to 627 code for a protein of 180 amino acids.